This is a messenger RNA of Puma concolor (puma), 333 nucleotides long. The record is from RefSeq and is a predicted model, not a curated record. NCBI's taxonomy places the organism in Eukaryota, Metazoa, Chordata, Mammalia, Carnivora, Felidae.
AUGGCCGAGCUGGGCCCAGAGCCGGGACGCGCCUGGCGGGUGCUAGCCCUGUGCGGGGCUGCGGUGUUUCUGGCGGCCGCGGCAGCCGGCGGGGCCCUGCUGGCCUGGAAUCUGGCCUCCUCGGCCUCCCGGGGACCUCGCUGCCCGGAGGCAGGUGCCAACGCCACGGCGCCCCCCAGGGACCUGGCGCCAGAGGUCGAGGAGCUGCGGCGCCAGCUGGCAGAGGCUACCCAACGCCAGGAGGCCCUGGCCAGACAGCUGAACCAGGCCAACCGUGUCCGUCGGGAGCUGGAGGAGGCACUAAGGGCCUGUGAGGGCCGCCAGGCUGCCUGA